CUUCAAGCUUUAAUCAACUACCAACAUCAACUUGAAAAUACAAGCUCUAAUGAAUUGCUUGAUUCAGAUGAUGAGUCUGAAGAAACAAUUUCUUCUAAUAAUGAAGUACAAAUGUCUAGAGAAAAUUUGAAUAAAGAAUUAGAAGAAUUAGAGGAUAAAAUUAAUGUGAAUAAUAUUGAUUUGAAUUACAAUAUAAAUAUGGAUAUAGAUGAUUAUUUAUAUACUCAAACACAUCCCGCAAUGGAUAUGGAAGCGAAGUAG
Messenger RNA from Racocetra fulgida, 261 nucleotides. The record is from the annotation of a GenBank genome assembly. Lineage: Eukaryota; Fungi; Glomeromycota; Glomeromycetes; Diversisporales; Gigasporaceae.